Messenger RNA from Petromyzon marinus (sea lamprey), 7437 nucleotides. Lineage: Eukaryota; Metazoa; Chordata; Hyperoartia; Petromyzontiformes; Petromyzontidae. The record is from RefSeq and is a predicted model, not a curated record.
AACGGCCCCCUUGUUAAGGCUACACGGGGGAUUUUUGUGCGUGAACAGUUGCCGCAUUGAAACGGAGGGGAUCUUCGACUCGCCGCCGCUCGGCUGUGCCGUGUCGUCCGGGGGGGUUGUGCUGCGGUGACAUCGGGACGGGGUGGCGAGGGGCCCCCCCUGCCCUCGUGAGACAUCUCCGGCACAACAAUUUGCCUGUCACUUGUGCAGGGUCCCCCUCGCACCGGUUAUUUAUUUAUCCGAAAUGAAUUUUUAAUUAUUGCAUUUCAUUUCGUUUCGUCUGGUGGUGGUGGUACUGCGUCAGAAUUACGAGGCGAAUAUUUCCCGCGUGGAAACGUAUGUGUAUUUUAAAAGCGAAGAAUUUUUACAUUUUAUUCCAUAUUUGAAUGCAGGAAAUAUUUUUUAACAUGUAACGUAGUUCUUGGAAUACAGCCGUGUUGACAUGUUAAGUUUGGAUGUGAUCAACAAAGCCUUUUCCUCACGUUAACAUAUUUAAAAUCACAUGUACAAACGCGUGUGUGUAUUUUAGCACAAUUUGUUUUAAAUGUGCUAGUAUUGCAUUAAAAAUUCAAGGAUUGUUAAAGUACUUUAUAAAACAUAGUUUUUCUGUCAGUGCAUUGUCACAUGAGAAUAACAUUCCCGAAAAGAGAAUCUUUACACGCUGAUUAAUGCACACUUUGUACACGAGUUAUCAUAAAUAAUGCUCUCAGUUCUGUUCCGGCAUUCUCACCAUUUUUGCGGAGUUUUUAUUUGCAAAUUACAACGUGAUUUUAGAUCCCACCCCCCCGCCUCUUCCUCCUCCUCCGCCCACUCCACUGCGCUAACUCUGCCCCAUCUAUUAUUUGCAUAAUUCAUUUGCAAGCGAUGCAAAAUAGCACUUGAAAUUGAUUUUUUUGUUAAACGGAAACGUUUCUUUAAGCUGCGCGUGACGUUAACGACCGAGCCGUUUAAAUAGGUAACAAAUCAGGUGCUUAAAUUGCCAAUCAGGGUUGUCACUUUGUUGCGCGACGUCAUAAUUUCCUCGGGGUUCGGCCUGCCUCUACAUGCAACGCCAAGUGUAGACAAAAAAAAAUGUGCACACUCCAUCGCGGCAGAAAAGCCCUGACCUCGCCACCGUCGGUAGCGUCCUUGUUUGGAUAGCAGGGGCGCUUGGGACAAUAGGGGAGCGUUGGGCUCGGGACGGCUCGUGAUGCGGGCGUGUCACCGCCGCGCCGGAGACGUCCAUGUGGAGCGCGCGUGAGGCUCGGCCCGACGCACAAGCGUGCUCGCGCGCGCCGCUCCACUCGCGCCGUCCGCCCAGGAGGCGCAGUCCCCAGUCGUAGUCCAUCGUCGCCGCCGUCGCCUCCACGUCCGCCGCUGCCUCCGCAAUGCUUCCUUUAAUUUAACGUCACUUUUUUGCUAUCGAGCGCCCCCCCCACCCCCGAAUGUCAGCGGCGGGAACGACAAAAAGUUGUUUAUCUCCGGCGCUUGAACCACAAAUGGAGCAGGAGAAGGACCAGCCUGGGCUCUCGGGCAGAGGAGCCAUGAACGUUUUGGGCUUUGCGGAACUUGGCAGGAAAAACAGUGCUCUGGCCAAUGGUUUCCUGUUUCUUCAUCCGGGCAGCGGGCUGCUCCUCGGAGCCGGAUGGAAGCCCAACAAAGUGCCGGUGGUGCAGUCGCCCCACCACGUGCACCCGCUCACGCCGCUGCUCGCCUACAGCAACGAGCACUUCGCUCCGGGCACUCCCUCGCCGCACCUCGCAGACCUCGACCCCAAGAUCGGGAUCCCUCGCCCUCCGCAUGGCCCCGACCUCGCUUCGUAUUACUCCCUCCCGGGGCAAAUACCGCACCCGCUGUGCUGGCAGGGGCAACCCCUCUACCCACUCAGCACUGCCGGCUUCCGGCCACCGUACCCCACAGCCCUCACCGUCUCCACCCCCGUGUCCCGGUUUCCGUCGCACCUGGUCCCGUCCCACCAUGGGCUGCACACAACCGGGAUCCCACACCCAGCCAUAGUCGCCCCUAGCCUCAAGCCGGAGUCGUCGCACAGCAACAGCAUGUACGUAGUCCCGUGGAGGGUCCCUCAACCCAGCCAACAUCCACAAAACUGGAAGGCGGCGGAGGAGAAGCGCGACGCUGACAAGAAGCCGCACAUCAAGAAGCCGCUGAACGCGUUCAUGCUCUACAUGAAGGAGAUGCGCGCCAAGGUGGUGGCCGAGUGCACGCUCAAGGAGAGCGCCGCCAUCAACCAGAUCCUGGGCCGGCGGUGGCACGCGCUGUCCCGGGAGGAGCAGGCCAAGUACUACGAGCUGGCUCGUAAGGAGAGGCAGCUGCACAUGCAGCUGUACCCAGGCUGGUCCGCACGCGACAACUAUGGAAAGAGGAAGAAGAGAAGGCGGGAGAAGCAACAGGUGGAAGUGUCAGGUCAGCCCUCCACAGUCGCCCUGUGCAGCGCACAGCACGUGGCACACAGCAUGGAGCUGGCUGCAGCUAAGCGGUGUCGGGCUCACUUCGGGCUAGAGCAGCAGGGGGACUGGUGCGGGCCGUGCAGGAGAAAGAAGAAGUGCAUUCGGAACGUAUCAAGGAAAGACCACCUCAAUCCUGCAGACAGAGGCAUGCUAGGAUGGCCCCCGUCCGCCUCUCCACAACCCUUCAACUGCUGGGCCUGGCCCAGCCUGCACGAGCCGCCCCACACGUACUUGAGCUCCGACUUUCUUACUGCCAAGCACGCCAAUUAACGUCCAUCUAACGCAACCGCCACCCCAUCCGGCCACAUUGCCCCGAUGGGCUGCCGCCGGCCCCCCCCCACCCCCCCCAACUGAUGCCCCCAUUCUCUGUAGCCCUCCCCCCCCCCCACUCACUCGCUGACCGCUCAGCCACAGGCACAUUUCGACCACGAGCUCGUAGUCGCGUGGCGCCGACCCUACGGCGACGGUCGAUCGGCGCGCACUUAACCCGGCGAGCCGCUCCGCACCCCCCCCCCCCCCCCUUGCACGCGCUGCUGCUGCUGCUGCUACACACGUGACGAUCCUCCACCCGCUUGAACCGCACUGUGACUUCACUCGCACGCUCGCUCAAAGAUUCCCCAGCACUAAUCAUCCCCCCUCACCCUUGUGCGUGUGUAAUACCUCCAACACCACCCCCCCCCCACACACACUUUAUCACUCUGUGUGUUUAAUACCACUGCUUGCACAUUCUUGAACUUCUCACCCAGAUAGUUUGGACACUUCAACACAGUUCACGUCACUGCACGUGCACAUUUUUGUUUUUCCCAUGGCACGGAAACCUUGUUUGACUGCACCGUGUGCGCUUGACACCAAUUCACAAGAGCACGUCACCACCACCACACCGUUUGCUCAGCACCCUCUCUUAUUCACUUGUGUGACGACACAGUACACACCCCCCCCCACCACCCCGUUACGUCACACUGCACAGACAGGUGUGUCCCCCCUCCCCCACUCACUCACUCCCUCAUUGCGGUCCAGUGCUUGCAUGCCCAUCUCACCGGGAGUGGACUUCAGGGUAAAUAUUGCGUUGGACAAAUUUAACAUUCAGGGGGGGGUGGGGCACGCAUUUAUAAUAAUGGCCUCUGUGAUCCCGUUAUUUGAUUGGUUGCUUUUGUAGACGUGUUUUUUUUAUUCCCCCUUUCGUUAUCCAUCUAAACCCUCGUCAAUGUGUGCGGAUCGCAUUCCCUUGGCACAGGCCUCCCAUCAUCCAGACAUAUUCAGCAGGGAAGACGUCAAAUUCCGUUUCUGCACACAAGCCUCGUGCAGGCUAUCUGAGCGACCCGAAAAGUAUCCACCUAUUUUUGUUUCGUAAUUAUUUUUGGUCGGCAAUGCUUUGUGGCUUGCUCUGCAUGGCCUGCUGCCCCAGUGCCCCGUCUACUCUCUCUCUCUCUCUGCCGUAAAGGCCAGUGCUAGGGCUUGUUCAUCUCAAUUGCUGCUGCUGGAGCAGCUCAGUGGGCAGGGCAUUAUGUUUGCUGGGGGGUUGUGGGCCCUUGCAGAAAACACAGGCAUUCACUUUAGCCAUUUUAACUUGAUGAGAGGAGGAUCAGAUAUUGCGGUUGACUGUAUUUUAUGGUUUUUGUUUUAAAUUUUACCGCUUUUCCACGUGUACUCGCUUUGUUAAACGUACAGUGUAUGCCGGUGGCUUGAUUCGGCAGCAAUGUCAAUUGAACCGGUUGAGGCUGGGAUUGCUCACGCGAGGUAUAUAAACACAGUGGCUGGGAACGCGUGGAAUUUCCCACCUGGUAGCCUAGCCUGGCUCAUCUGCUCUGCCAGUUUAGCUGCUGCCUGAUGCGUGCUUUCAAGGCUUUUUGAAAAUUCCUGCUUCCCACCAAGUGCCACCCUCCUCUCGGCCCUCAUCCGCAUCUCGCUUACAACCCAAGCGUGCUGUUUAAUGCAGCGUUAAGAGAGAACUAACUUCGGCAUCCACCGCGUUCGCCCGCAUAUUCCAGCUCUGGUGCUGGCUAAAGUGAAGGCCACAAUCCCCUCCAAACCCAUCCUCCUCGCCCAGGGGCCGCAGCCAGUGCAGGACUGCCUGCCCCUCACACUCCACCACGGUCAGUGUUCAAAAAGCCCCACCCUCCCUCCCUGCCUCUGUAGGUAUGGCAGGGCAAGCUGUACGAUUGAGCGAGGCGCACUCUGUGCUACAAUAGCUACCGGGGCGCUCUGACCAAUGGUAUUCCUCCAAAUUGACGUUGCGCGCGAUUUGAAUCGAAGCCACCUGUGCGCCGCAUGCUUCAGCUUCUUAGGGAUGAACGCGUGGGUUUUUUUUUUGCUGCUGGGUUCUGUUCUCCCUCGGCCCCGAGACUGCGAAGGGGGCGUUUACCGCAGUUCAGUGAUGGCGAUUGUGUUUUAAAUGCUUUAUUUUUUAGCGUUUUCUGUUUUGCAACAUGCAGCAUAUGGAAUGAUUGGACCAGCUUUAAAUACCCUCUGUUGGCUGUCACUCAUGAACCAAGGCUGUUGAGGUUUAGGCCAUGUUUGUACGUUGCUGUAUAUAUAUACUGUGUUGCUAGAGAGAAAUACCUUUCCAACAGUUGGCUGUUGUGCUGAAAGGCAGGAAAAUUUUAAAAAUAAUAUAGUUAUGUUGAUGGUUGAACAAUUUAAGAAGCAUGCUUUUAUUACAGUGUAUUAAAGGCAAAUAAUAAAUGACGAUAAUGAUAAAGAUAUUGAUAUUUUAAAUAAGGGAUGUUCUUGAAAAUGUAUCUUAAUGUUGGAAUUGAAACUUCAAGAAAAUAACUUAAACGCUGCAAUCCACAGCUACAUUGUCUGUUUAAAUUAGAGUUUUCUCAAUGUUUUAAUUGCAAUAGAUGCGUAUACAGAUUGAGGGGGUGGUAGUGAUAGUUUGCAGUUGGUAGCCAUUCGGCAUCUAGACAGCCCAGUUCACUUAACCAAGAAAACUCAUUAACUCAGGUUGGAAGCAGAUGGCAAAAAGACCUCAUUAGAGCUCCUGAAAAACGAUCGUUUCUCCAAAAUCCCCAAAGAUGCAGGAUUCUCCACGGUGUGUGCGAGGGUGCUAAACAUUUCUAACUGGAUUCUUAGGACUGUGCGAUGGAAACUUAGUAUAUAUGAUUUUUUUUUAUUGCCCCACGGUACAAAAAAAGUAUUGUGGCAGAAAUCCAAUCAACCGCAUUGGUAUUUGGUGACCAUGUCCGUGGAUCUUGUAAAGCCUCGUUGCUCCGCGGGGGUUACACCAAAUAUUCUGCAAACCCUUUUUUUUUGGCGUCCACCGCGGUCUGCCACAGCUACCGGGAGGAGUUGCGAACCGCCAAUAAUCCGAAAAUUGCAGGGAUUUGCGGAUUAUUGGAUCGCAGGUGAUUGCAUUUCUGCUGCGUGUGUUUUUCUGAAGAACCUGCCUUUCUAUAAUACUUAUGGGUCUAUUUUAUUUGAAACCCUGACUGACCAGUGCUUAAUUUUUUGACAGGCAAAUGGUGAUCAUUUGGGUUUAACAUAUGUACGUUUUAAUUUAGUUAUGAAAGGACAGGGUUAACUGUGAUAUCGUUGCUUAAAAAGGCAGGCGAAAUGUACUCCUCUUAACUUGAUGCACAUUGUCGCCAAAUAAAAUGUGAUUUUAAAUGCCAAAAUAGGUACUCUUUGUGCGAAAGCGGAAGCAGUUGGGCGCGCUAAGUAGGCUGUGUGGGGUUCGGGAACGAUUUCAGCCAUUGCACUGUUAAUGGCCAAGAGCUCCAGGAUGGUGAUGCCUUCCUCACCUCCAAGCCAAACGUGAGCCAACACGUGUUGCCCAGCUGCCUUCCCCGAGAAAACUAUUUGAGGGAAACAACACAAAAUAUAAAAUAAGCAUUCCGUGCUUUGUAGGGGUUGGGGGGGGGGGGCACGUCCUGUGUCGACUUGCCAGGCAUCCCCGCGGUUCCCAUUCGCAAGCAUGGGCCCUUCGUGUGCCAAAUGCGCCAACGACAUUCCCAAGGUACGGAGUGCAAAAGAGGCCCUCAGCAGUGUUGCAACCAUCAUUAAAACUAGACUGGAUGUACUGCAUCGUUUCCCCGGUGUGAUUUAAAAAAAAAAUAGACGAGACAGAGAACGGUCUUAAGAAUCCAGGCAAUGUACCUUUACUGCCCUGGUUUCUGUAUAGAAUUGCUCUUGCGGUGUGUGAUGUUGCAGACUUGGGCACAACAAUUCCCUGCUCUCAUUACUGAAUAUUACUAACCUCAAAUAGAAGCAUUACGGAACAUAACGUGUUCAGUCUGAAAAUACAGUGUUGUGGUUUUAAAUGAUAUUUAUUCUCUUUGUAUUUGCAUAUUUACCGUAGUGUUCACUGUUCCUCGCGCGGAGUGACAGCUUUUUGUAAAUCUGCAGUUCAAUUUGUGCCAAGUGCGACAAUAAAACGUGUCGGAUUUUGUACAGUAUUGUGCAAAACUUGCCAAAUUUAAAACAAAAACGACAAAAAAAAGCUGUUGGCACAUUUUAAAUAUAUUUCUACAGUUCAUCCAACAAGCCAUUUUUUAAGUCACGUUUUAUUUUAAUUAACAGGUUUUUUUUUAAAUAAGUUGUUCGAUACUUAAGUUGUGGUCCGUCGAGCACUUGCACAAUUUGCGAUUAUAAUUUGGCUCCACAGGUCUCUGUGUGUGUGUGUGUACCGUGUUUUUAUAAACGCAAAAAAUUGUUGGCCAAUAGUUACUUGUAAUGCUUUAAGGAAACAUUGUAAUAUGUUAAGAAGGCUGGUGUAUAUUAAAAAAAGUGUUAUCAAAAUAUUAAAGCAUUCCACGUGUUUUAAGGUCUUUGCGAUGGAUUCGCGUGCAAAAGAAAAAUCAAAACGUACAAUAUUUUACAUUUUGUUGUUGGUGUUGCGUCGUCAUCCAUCGUACCAUUGUAUUUUCUUUUUUAGACGUAACAGUUUACCCUAUGAAUUGCACUUGUUUUCUAUCGUACGUGUACGUUGUAAAGUAACUGUAGCAUGCUUCAUUUUUUUAAAAUAAAAUAUUGCAAAUGUUUCUGGUAA